This is a messenger RNA of Trichoderma asperellum CBS 433.97, 960 nucleotides long. RefSeq lists its product as uncharacterized. NCBI's taxonomy places the organism in Eukaryota, Fungi, Ascomycota, Sordariomycetes, Hypocreales, Hypocreaceae. The record is from RefSeq and is a predicted model, not a curated record.
AUGACUUCAAUCGCACCUUUUUACCACGACACAACGUCCUAUGAUGUGAUGAACCGAUUCAAAGAUCAAGCUAAAGGCAAGACUUAUAUUAUUAGUGGUCCUAGCGCAGGUAGCCUCAGUGCUGCUGCUUCUCGCGGUCUUAUCCUCGACUCUCCCAAGCGUGUUAUACUCGUUGGUCGAUCGCAAUCGAAGAUCCAACCGGUUAUUGAUGAGCUCACUGUUGAAUAUUCAUCAGUCCACAUUUCGUAUAUUCGCGUUGACUUAGCCGACAACCAAGCAGUGUAUAAAGGUGCACAAGAAAUCAAAUCUCUCACAGAUGAAAUCCAUGGGUUGAUUAAUAGUGCUGGCAUUAUGGCUCCAGCAAAAUAUCAUACAUCAAAGGAUGGCAUUGAGAUGCAAUUUGCAUCUAACCACGUUGAGCAUUUCUUAUUAACGAAUUUACUCAUGCCCGAUAUUAAGAAGGCACAGGGUGUUGUAACCAAUGUCGCUAGUGGUGCUUACCAGGUUGCCGACCCAGACUUCGAAGAUAAUAAUUUCAAUGACGGCAAAACAUACAAUCCAUGGGUGGCUUAUGGUAGAUCCAAAUGCGCCAAUAUUGCCUUUACUGUUGCGCUUGCAAAACGGCUUAUUGGAUCCGGCUGCGCUGCCUUCUCUGUCAAUCCAGGCUACGUCGAGGAUACUCCUCUGCAGAAGAAUUCCGGCAUCACUUCUACCGAUAUGGCGGCAGGCUUUAACCUUGCGGCCCAGAGAGGCGUAGUCGCAACUGAAAUAUCUCCGAGAACUAUCGAGCAAAGCGCAGCAACGAUGAUUUUAUCCGUCCUAGACACGAAACUUCGGGAGUAUUCUGGAGCAUACCUUGAGUAUUGCCAAGUCGGUAAACCUAAGGAAUACGCUACGAGGGUGGAAAUUGCUGAGCAGCUGUGGAUGAUAAGCGAGAGUCUUGUUGGAGAGAAAUUCUAA